GUAAGGUUCGAACAUGUGGGUAGCAUUUGUGUGUAUUUGUGAGAGAGUGUGUGAGCUGGAGGGUCAUAUGUGUGAUGCAUGUGUAUUUCUUCUAUUACCAGGGAAAACAAUUGUCAACAUAACUUCUUAUUGGCUAGAAGAGAGAGUACAAUUUCAUUCUAUACUCGAGAAAGUAUCCCACCUCUUGUGGACUUUUUAUUUUAAGGCUCCAAAAACUUUUGGUUUCUGUCUCUGUCCCUCUAAAACCCCACCAAAACCAGCAGAAAGGUCAGAGAUUUGCAGAGACGUCGACAGAUUGAACAUCAUGAGCAUCGCCCUCCUGAGGAAGACUACCCUUCAACGUCUAUUACAUGGACAUUUGAAGAACCCGAUCAGAGAUACCCAUCACAUUCUCGGUACCCAAACGCCCCAGUACAGAGCUUACCUUCGUUUCCCUCAUUUUCUCAGGAGAAUUAGGGAAUAUGAGCUCUAUCCUUCCUCGUUCACCUCUUCGACCACCUCGUCUUCUAGUGUUGGGUUUGUUGGGUGGUAUUUGGGGAUGUUGAAGUCAUGGCCUGUGUUCACUAAGAGCGUCACGGCUGCCCUCAUUUACACUGCUGCCGACUUGUCAUCUCAGACAAUUGCAGGGUCAAGUUCAGAGUCUUAUGAUCUGGUGAGGACAUUACGCAUGGCUGGAUAUGGGAUGCUGAUUUUAGGACCAUCUCUGCAUUUUUGGUUCAAUUUAAUAUCAAAAAUCUUUCCAAAUCGAGAUAUAAUUAGUAUAUUGAAGAAGAUUCUCAUGGGCCAGACACUCUAUGGACCUUCCAUGAAUGUUGUUUUCUUCUCUGGAAAUGCAUAUCUGCAAGGUGAAAGCAGCACAGAGAUCAUUGCUCGGUUAAAGCGGGACUUAGUCCCAACGAUGAUAAAUGGUGUUAUGUACUGGCCUAUAUGCGACUUUAUCACAUUCAAAUUCGUUCCUGUUCAUUUACAGCCAUUGGUUAGCAAUUCAUUUUCAUAUCUAUGGACUGUCUACAUGACAUAUAUGGCGGGUUUAGAGAAAGUGGACACCUCCAGCUGAUGAUCGAUUCAAUGCUUGUGUGUCUCCCUUCACCGUCUCUGCUUUGGAGACACAGCGGGACGGUUUUUGUGCAGGAUCACACAAGCCAAGGAUUGUCAAUAUCAAGCAUGCUGAAACAAUGCAAUGAUUCCGGCGAGCGGGGGAGAAUGGUAGAAGGAAAACAAACUUUCAGCCAAACUCCCAUCUCUCGGAAGGAUUGAGCAGCAAUCUCAUUUAAUUUGGUCACCCUACGAUUUCAGGGGAAUCAACUGUGCAAACUGUGGUAUUUUUAAGCAGUCUAUCAGUGUUUUAAGACAUUACUUGUAAAAUUACUCUUUUUUUGGUUACGUAAUACCCAUCUAGCUGUCCACUAGACAAAUGGUUGGUAAACUCAUUCAUCUGUGUGCACUACUCAUCUGUGGGGAAAUUUGAUGUUUGAAACUCAAACAAAAUUGCCGGUAUGGGUGUCUAGGACAUGCCUAGUUGGUUAAUACGCAGGUUUAUCAACUUUUCUUGUCCAGGAAUCUGCAAAAAAAAAAAAAA
Messenger RNA from Tripterygium wilfordii, 1579 nucleotides. RefSeq lists its product as uncharacterized. Gene Ontology annotation, cellular component: membrane; cytoplasm. The record is from RefSeq and is a predicted model, not a curated record. Bases 14 to 1057 code for a protein of 347 amino acids. The transcript has 4 exons. NCBI's taxonomy places the organism in Eukaryota, Viridiplantae, Streptophyta, Magnoliopsida, Celastrales, Celastraceae.